AAUCUGCAGUGUGACGGAAACUUGCCAGUCGACGCCUGACAGUUGCCCGGCGCGGACGCCAUUGCUCGCGUCAACGUCUAUCUUAUCUAUGGUGCAAGCUGAAGCAUCAAAGUGAACAAGAUAAAAGUGUAAUAAUUAAUCUGUGGCGAACGGUGUUGCCAACCUAAUGAGAACUUUGUGCUGAGUGUUGCCGCAUAACAAAAAUGCAGCGGCAACUGAGUAACGUUAGUGUUUAUUCGUACCAGGAUUAUCAACCUUCGAGAAAAUAUGGGCAACAGUAUGAACCGGGCGGUUACGCGACGGCGGUGCAGCAGCGAACGAAUAUGACACAAAGAGAGGACGCCCUGAAGUUCGAGCAGGGUCGCAUCAAAGCGCUGCAAGAAGAACGGCUGCAUAUACAGAAGAAGACUUUCACGAAAUGGAUCAAUUCGUUCUUGCAAAAGGCGCGUAUGGAAGUAGACGACCUGUUCGUCGAUCUAGCAGACGGUCGAAGACUCCUGAAGUUGCUGGAGAUAAUCAGUGGGGAGCGACUGCCCAGGCCCAACAGUGGGCGUAUGAGGGUCCACAAAAUUGAAAAUGUCAACAAAAGCUUGAGUUUUCUGCAUACUAAGGUGCGCCUGGAGUCCAUCGGAGCUGAAGACAUAGUGGACGGCAACCCUCGCCUGAUCCUCGGUCUGAUAUGGACCAUCAUCUUAAGGUUCCAGAUCCAGGAGAUCGAAAUUGAUGUUGACGAAGAAAAUGAAUCCUCAGAGAAGAAGUCAGCCAAAGAUGCCCUGCUCCUCUGGUGUCAGCGUAAGACCAGUGGCUACCAUGGAGUCCAUAUACACAACUUCACAGACUCCUGGAGAUCCGGUCUUGGAUUCAACGCGCUCAUCCACGCUCACAGACCAGACCUCUUCCGUUGGUCAGAAGUCCCAGCUACAGACCAUGUGGAGACUCUGAACCAUGCCUUCGACGUGGCCCACAAACACCUGGGCAUUCCUCGUCUGCUGGACGCUGAGGAUGUGGACACCAGCCGUCCUGACGAGAAAUCAGUCAUGACAUACGUGGCGUCCUACUACCAUACAUUCGCCAGAAUGAAGAACGAACAAAAAAGUGGCCGGAGAAUCGCCAAUAUAAUUGGCCAAAUGAUGGAUUGUGACGACCGUAAAGGCGAAUACAGCAAACUAUUCAGCAAGCUACUGGAAUGGAUUCUCCUGAAGAUACAGGAGCUGAACGGGAGGGAGUUCCCUAACUCCUUGGAUGGAAUACAACGAUUAUUAUUGUCUUUCAAGCAGUACAGAACUGUUGAGAAGCCGCCCAAGUACAAGGAGCGGUCAGAAAUCGAAGCUCUAUACUUUGACAUCAAUACUAUGCAGAAGAGUCUCACGGGAGAAGCCUGGGCUCCACUCGAAGGUCAGCUGCCUCAGGACCUGGAGAGAGCCUGGCAACAGCUGGAACAGGCGGAGCAUGCUCGCGAGAUCGCGCUAAGAACAGAACUACUUAGACAACAGAGAUUGGAACAACUGAACUACAAGUUUAAUACUAAAUCAGUUCUCCGUAAAGGCUACCUGAAGGAGAUGAUCCAGGUGCUCUCCGACCCUCGCUACGGCUCCAACCUGGCCCAGGUCGACGCUACCGUGAAGAAACAUGAAGCUAUCUCUGCUGAUAUACUGGCUAGAACCGAACGUUUCGAGGACCUCUCAGCAAUGGCAGCAGAACUAGUCCGGGAGAACUACCACGGGGCUGAAGCUGUCUCCAGGACGGAACAGGCGGUGCUGGCCAGGUGGAACGAACUCCUGGAACUGCUGGAGAGGCACCGAAGCUCCUUGGCUAAGCUGGCUCAUCUGAUGGCGCUGUUAAGGGAAGCUGAUACUGUUGGACAUACUCUCACUGAAAUGAAGGCACAAUUCCAAUCCGAGGAAGUAGGCCGCCAUCUAGUCGACGUCGAACGCUUGUUGCAAGCGCACGCUCUCCAGGAACUACAGCUGGGCGCGUUAGAUGAAACUAUUCGUCGGCUCGUCAGGCAGGGAGCUAGCGCUGAUGGAGCAGCUCAGCCUAAACAACAGUUGACGCAGCAGUUGACGCAGUUGACACAUGAUUAUGACAGCUUGGUGGCCGCUGCCAAGGACCGUAAAGCGAGACUAGAAGACGCCAGGAACCUGUACCAGUUCCUGGAAGACCAUGAUGAGGAAGAAGGCUGGGUGACAGAGAAACAGCGCAUAUGUCGCACAGAAGUCGCAGCGAAGGAACUUCGCGCCGUACUGGCGCUGAGGCAGAAACACACCGCCUUACUGCAUGAGCUGCGCGCUAGAGAUCAUGUCUCGCAGCGACACAGGGCCAAGGGGCAGAGCCUAAUCGACGCUAAACACCCUAAAUCAGCCGAGAUUGAGCGUCGCCUAACAUCGUUGAACAAACAGUGGCAAAUACUUCGCGAGCUCGCCGCCGCCAGGGAGAAGCAGCUAGCUGAUGCUGCAGAAGCUCACCAGUUCUACGGCGACGCGAACGAAGCUGAAUCUUGGAUGAAGGAGAAGCGCCCCCUGGUGGCGACGGACGACUGCGGGCGCGACGCGCCGUCUGCGGGCGCGCUGCUGGCGCGGCACAAGGUGACGCACGACGAGCUGCGCGCGCACGCCGCCGAGCUGCUCGCCCUGCGCGCGCACGCAGACCGCCUGCACGCCGCCGGCAUCACGUGCCUACAGCUACCAACAGAAGUGGAGUCCUCUCCAGCGAUUGAGGAGGAGGAAUGGGUAAACGAAUCCAGACUGGUGCCCACUGAAGUCUGGGAAGAGGAACCGGUGGAGCGGCUGGAGCAUAGAACUGUGACUGAGGAGAGGAGCGUGCCACAGGUGAAAGCCCUCUACGCCUUCACAGGGCAGGGUAUAUCGAUGCAGAAGGGCGAAAUUAUGUUUUUGAUAAAUAAGACCAACCCGGACUGGUGGUCCGUGCGCAAGGCUGACCGGACUGACGGGUUCGUCCCCGCUAACUAUGUCAGGGAAAUCGAACCUCGAGUUGUUCCUGUCCAAGUUCGUCGUCCCGAAAAGGUCCGAACAGUCCAGCGGGUAAAGAAGACGGUGCUCGUGAAACAAGUCGUUCCUGUCAAACGCAACAAGCCGGCCGCCAGGCGCGCCAGCCGGGCUACCAUACCGCAGCCCAGGACCGCCAGCGUCGAGACCAGGAUGGAGGAGAUACAGAAGGACUAUGAUGAACUCCUAACCCUCUCCGCGGCUCGUCGCGCACAGCUAGAAGACGCCAUCAAGCUGUACAGCUUCUUCGCAGAGUGUGAUGACUUCGACAAAUGGAUCAAGGACAAAGAGAAGAUGUUGCGGGCUGAUGAUGCUGAUGAUAGCGUGGACACUGCUAAGAGGAAGUAUGAGAAAUUCGUCACUGACCUAUCAGCAGCGUCAAAGCGCCUGGAACACAUCGAUGCUGCAGCGGAAGAGCUGGUGCAGGCCAAACACAGCCAGGCAGGACGAGCCACUGCCAGGCGACAGCAACUCAGACAGCAGUGGGAGAGGCUGCUGAGACUGAAGCAGCAGAAGGAGAAGAGCUUGGAGGGAGCUUCUAGCGUGGAACUGUUCAGCCGGACCUGUGAUGAGGCCCUCGACUGGAUGGCAGAGAAGGAACAGCAGUUGGCAGCGAGUUCGGCCCCCGCCGCCGACCUCAGGACUGUCCGGGCGCUGCAGCGGAGACACGCCCAGCUUGAGAGGGAACUGGAGCCUGUUCGAGAGAAAGUCAAUACUAUUAGUCUGCUAGCCGACUCAGUCAAAUCGCAGUACCCCAACGAGCGAGGCAACGUAGAAGGCAGACAGAAGGAGAUACAGCAGAUGUGGGAGAGAUGUCAGGCUCAAGCGGCAGAGAGAAGGAGUCGCCUAGAGUCGGCCGUCGGACACCAGAUCUUUGGAAACAGCUCCGCUACGUUAACGCAUUGGAUGCAGAAAGUCCGCGAGCAACUAGCCCAAGAGUCGAACGCUAAAGACGUCGCCACCGCAGAGGCGUUACACAAACAACAUCAGGAACUGAUGGACGAUAUCAAAGCACACGACGAUGAAUUUAAAGAAGUGAUAGCUCUGGGCAAGCAGUUGUUGGCCAACAACCCAGCUCUCACCGACGUAGCGGACAAGAUCAAGAGUUUAGAGACUGAUCAUGAUGCUGUUAUUAAAGAAUGGCACGAGAAGGACGCGUACCUGAAGCAGCUAGUCCAGCUGCAGAGCUUUAACCGCGAGUGCGACCAGAUCGACGCGUCCACUGGCGCGCAUGAAGCCUAUCUAGAGUACAAGCAGUUUGGAUUUGUUGCGGCCACAGAGGAGUUACAAAACUGGAUUCAAGAUAAGACUAGAACUGCUAAGGAUCAGAGCUAUAGGGACCUAGCAAACUUGGAGCGGAAACUACAGAAGCACGAAGCAUUUGAACGAGAGCUGCAAGCCAACGAGAAACAACUACGCAAUGUUGAAAGUAUCGGCCAAUCACUUCAGAAAUCAGACCCGUCCCGAGCGUCUGAAGUAUCAGAGCACCUCUCCGGUCUCCAGACCGCGUGGGAGGAACUGGUGGCUGCUUCUAGGGACAAGGGAAGCAAGCUGAGACAGGCUGCUCAGCAGAGGAAACAUAGAAGAUCUGUAGAGGACGCGAAGGCUCGUCUCAUUGACUUGGAGAGACAGCUCAAGAGCGAGGAGUUUGGCACCGACCUCAGGAGCUGUAAGCGAUUGCUGAAUCAACAUCAGGCCCUAGAACAAGAGCUAUCCCUCUGGGAGAACAAGGCCGGGGCCCUAGCGGCUCAGGGCGCAGACCUAGUCUCCGGCGGACACUUCGACGCGGAGGCUAUUGAGAGGGACUCCGCCGCAUUACUCAAAGCUGUCAGAAGUCUACAACCUCCAGCUGCUACAAGACGACAAGCGUUGGAGAGUAGUUUGCAACUCCACAAAUUCGCAGCAGAAGUAGCGGGUGAAUUAGACUGGCUAUCCGAACGAAGUGCUGCGGCAUCUUCGGAAGUGAUGCCGACAGACCUACACGCCGCGCAGUCCGCGCAGAAGAAGCACGCGAAGCUCAAAGCUGAGCUUCUAGGAAGAAGGCCAUUGAUUGAGAGGGUUAUUGCGCAUGGAAAUAAAUUGGUGGAGGAGGGACAUCCGCAGAGGGAGAAGAUUGAAUCCCUCUGCGACCAGCUAGAAGCAGGUUACACCUCAGUGUCGGAAGCCGCAGAAAGUCGCGGCGCAAAACUCGAGGCCGCACUGAAGGCGCAGCAGUUCAUGCACGACGCGCUGGAGGUGGACGCCUGGCUCGCGGACAAGGCGGCCGCGCUCGCGCACGCCGACCUGGCCAAGGAUAGACACAGGGCUACGCAUCUCUUGACCAGGCAUAAGGCCGUAGAACUAGAACUGGACACAUACGCGGCCAUAAUAGCUGAGAUGGGCCACGUGGCCACAUCCAUGGCCAACGGUGGACACCCGGAGGGCGAGGCCCUGCUGGCCAGACACGCGCUGCUGGCUGAGAGUCUCGCGAGACUGCAGAGACUGGCCGCGCAGAGACAGAAGGCUCUCGUUGAGAGUGUUUGCCGAAUGAUCCUCCGUUCAAAAUUCGACGAGCUCCGUCAUCGUGUAGAGAGCGGCGCGGAACGAUUCAACCAGUGCGAAGAACUUGCCAAGAAACUCUUGGCCACUGAGAGCCCGUACAUAGGAGAUAUUGAGAAACGACAGGAGGCACUUGGAGAAUGGUGGCAGCGUCUGGUGGAGCAGAUGGAGUCCCGCGCGUCCCGGCUGCACGCGGCGGGCGAGAUCCACCGCUUCCACCGCGACGUGGGCGAGCUGGCCGAGCGCGCCGCCGACGCCACGGCCGCGCUGGCCGCGCCGCCCCGUCCGCGCGACCUGCGCGCCGCCACCGCCGCCCUGCGCGCGCACGACGCCAUGCAGAACGACUUGCUGGCCAUCGACGCGCAGAUGCAGGUCCUCCUAGAAGAAGGCAACCGUCUCCAGAAGCUGUACCCUGGCGGCAACGUGCAGCAGAUAGAGUUGCAGCAGAAGGCGCUGGAGGACGCCUGGAGCACGCUGCGGCACGCGGCCGACGAGAGGAGACACACGCUGCAGCAGUAUCUACAGCUGCACCAGUUUUUGACACAGGUCCGCGACCUAACGUCCUGGUCGGUGUCGCUGCGGUCGUCGAUGUCGGGUCCGCUGCGGGUCCGCGACGCCGUGUCGGCCCAGAGCGCGCGCGCCGAGCACGACGCCGUCCGCGCCGAGCUGGACGCCAGGGACGACUCCUUCAGGGAUGCUCUCAACAUGGGCCGGGAGUUGGCUACACAACAUCCUAAUGCUGCUGAAGUAGAAGAAAAAUGCGAAGCCCUACUAGAAGAACGCAACCGCUUACACGGCGCCUGGGCAGCCAGACAGGUCGCUCUCGACCAGCUCAUUGACCUCCACUGCUUCCUGAGAGACGCCAAGCUCUUACACGAUCUGUGUGCUACCCAGGAAGCUACGCUGAGCACUGAAAUAUCACAAACGAGCAGUGUAGAGGAAGUAGAAAACCAACUAAAGAAGCAUGAAGCGUUUGAGAAACUGCUCGCUACACAGGACGAGAAGCUAGCGACCCUGAACAGCCACGGAGACAAGCUGCUGCAGCAGAACCACGUCGAGAGCCAACGGAUCGCUGACGAGCUACAACAUAUCAAUGACAGGAGGAAGAAGCUAUACGCAGAAUCAGCUCGUCGUCGUGCGGCGUUGGUCCGUUCCCGUGCGCGUGCGCAGUUUGCGCGCGACGCGGCCGAGGCGCGGGGCUGGGUCGCCGACAAACUCAACAAACUGGCGGCUGAACAUCAACAUGGCGAAGUAACAAACCUAGAAGACAAGAUCAAGAAGCUACAGAAACACCAGGCCUUCACCGCCGAGCUGGCUGCGAACAGAGCUCGUCUGCAGGAAGUACAACUCCUCGCUGAACAGCUGCGACCUGAUGCUGAGGUGGAGAAGCAGCUGCAGGAGCUACAGGCUGACUGGCAGAGGCUGGAGACUGCUACUGAACAACGAGGACGAGGCCUAGAAGAAGCGCAAGACAUCUUGGAAUUCAACCAGCACUUAGACAAGAUAGAAGCCUGGAUUCGUGAUAAAGAGAUGAUGGUCCAAGCUCACGAGCUGGGCCGGGACUACGAGCACUGCAGCGCGCUACUGAGGAAGCUGGACGACAUGGACAGCGACAUGAAGGUCGAUGACAGAAGGGUCAAGAGCAUUUGUGCCCUCGCUGACAAACUGCUGCAACAGGGCCCGACUCAACAAGCGGCCGCAGUUUCCCAGCGUCGCGACGCCUUCCUCGCAAAAUGGCACGCCCUGUCCGGAGCCCUGCAGACAUAUAGAGAUAACCUGUCUGCUGCAUUAGAAAUACACUCGUUUAACAGGGACGUAGAAGACACAGCAGAGCGUAUAUCCAAGAAAGCAACAUUGUUCAGUAGCGCCGAGAGAGGGCGCGAGCUGACUGCUGCGCAGGAGUUGAAGCGCAGACAUCUGGCCAGGGCGGCCGAGGCAGGAGCUAUUAGGGAUAAGAUACAGCAGUUGGAGGGAGAAGGCAGGAGUUUGACGCAGAAAUACCCAGAACGUGCGAAAGAGAUAGAGAAGAGCCUCCACAGUCUCCGCGAGGGCUGGGAACAGUUACAGGAGUUGGCGGCCAAACGUACUGCGUUACUUGACGAAGCCAUCGCCGAACAUAAGUUCGAUGAGAACCUUAAGGAAUUGGAGCUAUGGGUAUCGGAAGCAGUCAAGCGCAUGGACGAGACAGGAGCGCCGGAGACUGUGUCUGAUGCUGAAGCGCUUCUAGAGCUGCAUCAUGAGAAGAAGGCUGAAAUCGACGGCCGCCAGAAAGCCAUCGGCUCACUCCAGAAGGAAGCUGAACAGGUUCCCGAGAAGGUGAAACGAGUGGAAGUACUCUCCAGCACCUUGGACCAGGCCUGGCUGAAGAGGAAACAGUAUUUGACACAGGCGCAUCAAUUACAACUGCUGAAAGAGCAAGCGAGACAAACAGAGGACUGGCUUGCUUCUAAAGAGGCGUUCCUGAAUAAUGACGACCUUGGAGAGAACUUGGACGCUGUAGAAACUCUGAUCCGCAAACACCUGGAGUUCUCGAAACUCCUUCACAGCCAGCUCGGUAGAGUCGACGAGCUGCAGAAGUUCGCAGCCAGCAUGUUGGAAGAUCAGCACUUCGACAGAGACUAUGUGGAGACCAGGUUGAAGACCAUCCUGAAUAGACGAGACAAACUUGUGGAAUCCUGUGAGCAACGCGGUGAGAUUUUGGAACAGUCUCGUCAGCUACAUCAGUUCUUGAGGAACCUGUAUCAUGAGAGGGAAUGGAUCUCGUUGAAGAUGCAGAUUGCUAACGAUCAGAAUUACAGAGAGCUAUCGAACCUGCAAAGCAAGAUACAGAAGCACGCGGCUUUCGAAUCUGAGCUGGCCGCGAACAAAGGACGCAUCGACGAUGUCGCUAACCAUGGGGAAACUCUAAUAGAGGGUAAACACUACGCUUCACAGGAGAUCGCCAAACACGUUGAGGAACUAGAAAACCAGUGGCGAGAACUACAGGCCGCCGCCAAGCUCCGUCGCGAGCGUCUCCAAGAAGCGUAUCAAGCCAGGGUGUACCUCCGAGGGCUGGAUGACUUCACAGCAUGGCUCGAUGAUGUGGAGUCACAGCUACUUAGCGAGGAUCAUGGCAAAGACCUAGCCUCAGUCACGGCGCUGCUGAAGCGUCACUCCAGGCUGGAACAACAAGUGUCGAGUAAGACGGACUCUGCCACGCAACUGGCCGACAAUGCCAGGCAGCUGGCAGACAGCAACCAUUUCAUGGCUGAUGAAAUACUGAAGAAGGCUGACCAUGCUGUUAAGAGAUACCGUCAGCUUCAAGAGCCGAUGCAGAUCCGUCGCGACAACCUGGAGGACGCUGCGCUACUACAUCGCUGGGACAGAGACGCUGAUGAGGAGUUCCGCUGGUUACGAGAGCGCGAGUCGGCAGUAAGACAAGAAGAAGCAGGUUCGACGCUCGCCGAAGCACAAGCAAUGCUCAAGAAGCAUCUUGCUUUGGAAGCUGAAUUACUUACAAGGGAACCAAUUAUAAAGGCGUUAGUAACUCGCGCCGGUCAACUAUCGCGCCGCGGUCACUUCGCGUCGGCGGCUUUAGACGCGCGAUCACGCGACCUAGCCGCCGCACAUCGCGCGUUGGUCGACGCCGCCGCCAUCAGGACCGCGCUUAUACGCGACCGCUGUGAAUUGUUACAGCUUAUCUCAGAAAUAACAGAAGCAGAAGCCUGGCUUUUAGAACGUCGUGUAGCGCUCGUAUCAGGCGAUGUAGGACGGGACGAGGAUUCAGCAUUGGCGCUCGUCAGGAGACUGGACGCCCUGCAACGGGAGGUCACUGGGUUCGACGCCACUAUUGUCAAGUUGGAGAAAACUGCGGCCGGUUUGGUGGAACGUUCUACGAUCGACGGUGAUCAGCUACAGAAGCGCAUAGCCGAGCUGAAGACGAUGCAUGAAGAGAUGAAACUACUCUCCGCCAAGCGACAACAGCGGCUGCAACAGAGCUUGAAAUAUUUCAAGUUCGUCCAAGAGUGUGAGGAAGUACAGGAAUGGAUCAGUGAACAGAUGACGACGGCUGCCAGCGAGGAGUACGGACUCGACGUCGAACAUGUCGAGACAUUGCAGCAAGCGUUCGAUAACUUCCUCGCUCAGUUACAAGCAAACGAGGGUAGGAUAGAAGGAGUCUGUGAAGCAGGCACUGUACUUCUAGAAGAAAAUACGCCAGAGGCAGACAGAGUGAAACAGAGGAUAGAUGACAUCAAGGGACUGUGGGAUGAUCUUAAGGAAUUGGCGCUGGCUAGGCAGGAGGCGUUAGCAGGUGCCCGCCAAGUCCACGAAUUCGACCGCUCAGCCGAAGAGACAGCCGCCUGGGUUGCUGAGAAGGACUCCGCCCUCGGCAGCGAAGCCCUACCACCUCGGUCACUACAUGAGCUUCACGCACAGAAGAGAAGUCUUCAUGCUCUGAGGGCUGAUCUGGAUGCUAUUAAGGCAGCUCAUGAUAAACUGCAGGAGGAGGCUGAGAGGCUGGGUACAGCAUUCCCAGACGCGAAGGAACACGUGUCCGCCAAAUUGGAGGAUGUCACCGAGUCCCUGCAGGCGUUGGUACAGCGAGCUGAUCAAUGCAAUCACCAGCUGGAACUGGCUGGACAGCUGCAGGCUUACUUCGACACUUACCAGGAAUUACUAGCAUGGACCAACGAGACCCUAGCCCGUGUGACGGCGCCCGACCUCGCCACCGACGUGUCGGGGGCGGAGCGACUCCUGGCCAGGCACCAGGACAUCAAGGUCGAGAUAGAGGCCAAGGAGGAUGCCUUCCAGACACUGUACAGUGAUGGCGAGAAAUUAGUAAAAGAAGGCCAUUUCAUGUCCAACGAGAUCGAGGACAGGAUGUCCAUACUCCGCAGUAGACGGCAACACCUGGACGCCGCCUGGACCAACAGGGAGAGGAUCUACACACAACAUCUGGAUGCCCUGGUCUUCAAGAGAGACGCUGACGCACUGGAUAACUGGAUUACUAACAGAGUACCAUUAGUUCGCGACGGCAAAUAUGGCGAGAGCGUAGCUCAAGUAGAAGAACUGAUCAACCGCCACCGAGACCUGGAGGAAACCAUCGACGCACAGAAGGACAAGUUCAAUGCAUUGAAGAGGAUCACUCUUGUGGAACAGGCCUUCCAAAUGCAGCGUGAUGAGGAGGAGCUGGCUCGUCGUAAGUCUGCAGAGAGGCAGGAGGCUGACAGGCUCCAGCAGUACAGGAAGAGGGAGAUGGAGAGGAUCACUGAGGAGAGGAGGAGGGAGACUGCGCCCGUGCCUAUGGUUAGGGAGGCGGAACGUCUCCACACGUCGUCGGUGGCCCCUGCGUCGUCGGAGGAGACAUUGUCCCCGGCGCCACAGUUCGACAGACUGCCCAAGAAUGAACAACACGUAAAACGCGCUGAAAGUAUGAGCGUUGUAAAAACACAGAAGCGUACUCCAUCGUUCACCACACGUCGUCGCACGCAGAGCUUCAGGCGGCACGGGAAGGAACUCCCACCUGUCGAGAUUGAAGGUUUCCUAGAGCGCAAGCAGGAGGCAGGUCGCGGCGGUAAGCGUGCGACGGUGCGAUCAUGGCGCGCGUACUACUCCGUGCUCUGCGGACAGUUACUGUGCUUCUUCAGAGACGAACUAGACUUCGCCAGUGCCAAGGCCGCGGCGCCGCCUGUCGCUAUACUUAAUGCGCGCUGUGAACCGGCCGGUGACUAUACAAAGCGCGCUAACGUGUUCCGCCUGGCGUGCGCUGACGGAGCCGAGUAUCUGUUCGCUUGUAGCUCGAAGGAGCUUAUGAAGGACUGGGUGGCGAAGCUGUCCUUCCACGCGCAGUUACCCCCCGAGCUCCAGCUGACACCGUACUCCUCGGUGCCGCCUGGAGAGUCUCCCACUGCUGAGAUCAGGAGGAGACUGCAUGAGUAA
Spodoptera litura is the source of this 11462-nucleotide messenger RNA. The record is from RefSeq and is a predicted model, not a curated record. Lineage: Eukaryota; Metazoa; Arthropoda; Insecta; Lepidoptera; Noctuidae.